AUGUUUAUGGUGAUUAUAAAGUAUGCAAUUACGAUUUCAAAGAUUUUUUAUUAUUCCUCAAUGUUUGAAGGUCUUAGUGCACCAUACCCUGCUCAUAUUAUUAUAAAUUACAAUGUUAAAAUUCAAAUAAUAUUUUCAUAUACGCUAAUUAUUGGUUCAUUUUCAGCCGCUUCAAAUGUUUCUGGUAUUUUAGAAGAUACCAUUGCAAUUACCGAAUUACUUAAACAAUAUAAAGCUCUUAGUUUCUGGGACUGUGCAUGUGCUGCACCAAAUAUACAAAUCGAUAUGAAUAGGUUAAAUGACAGUAGUUUUAAAAAACAAUGUUCCUUAUAG
Molecule: messenger RNA, 333 nt
Organism: Dictyostelium purpureum
Lineage: Eukaryota; Evosea; Eumycetozoa; Dictyosteliales; Dictyosteliaceae
Exons: 3
Coding region: 1-333 (110 amino acids)
Source: RefSeq, a predicted model, not a curated record